UGUCGAAGAAAGAAAGUAAAAUGUGAUGGAGCACAAGCUAUCUGUGGUAAUUGUGCAUCCUUAGGUUUACCUUGUACUUAUAAAGAAUCAACAAAAAAGAGAGGUCCACCUAAAGGUUAUAUUGAAGCAAUUGAAGGUCGAUUGCAUCGAUUGGAAGCU
Molecule: messenger RNA, 159 nt
Organism: Cokeromyces recurvatus
Lineage: Eukaryota; Fungi; Mucoromycota; Mucoromycetes; Mucorales; Mucoraceae
Exons: 2
Biological process (GO): positive regulation of transcription by RNA polymerase II
Molecular function (GO): DNA-binding transcription factor activity, RNA polymerase II-specific; zinc ion binding
Source: RefSeq, a predicted model, not a curated record